Gilbertella persicaria is the source of this 659-nucleotide messenger RNA. RefSeq lists its product as uncharacterized. The transcript has 2 exons. The record is from RefSeq and is a predicted model, not a curated record. NCBI's taxonomy places the organism in Eukaryota, Fungi, Mucoromycota, Mucoromycetes, Mucorales, Choanephoraceae. Bases 211 to 654 code for a protein of 147 amino acids.
UUGUCCAUUUGAAAUAAAAGAAAUGUCACAAUAAGUUAAAUCAAACCAAAUAAGACGAACUGUUUCUUUUAGAGACACUUUUUUCUAGACACUUUUAGCUUCUUAUACGCAGAUAAUCAUAAAGUCUCUUAUUUUAGACUAAAAAACUGUAGCAGUUCAAACUCAACCGGCUUUCUUCCCUCGAUUGGCUUGUUCUUUAUUUUCUUGAACAUGAUAGUUGUUACUGGAGAACAAGCAAUAUGCAUGUUUUUCUGCGAGGAAUACAACGGAGAUAAUGUCGAAAAACUAACUAAAGAAGUUGAUGAUUUUGUAAAUAGUAAAAUCUGCUAUACAGAAGAUCCAACAAAACCGAUCAUUUUAAGCAAAAGAACUAUCAGCCAAAACCCAUUUUUAUACCACAAGUAUCCUUCCAGAGAAUCAGUAGCCAACGACAUUACAAUUGAGGAACAAAAACUACAACUCAUAAACAGUCAUGCAAGACUUUUGCUAUAUUUGAUAGGAACGACCUACAAAAGAUACAACAAUUCAAGUGCAGAACGGGUUUUGAACAAAGGUCAAAAUAGGGCAAUUUCUCAACACUGUGUUAUAAAGAUCAUAGUCAGUAGUCAAAAUGAUGUAGUUACUCUUAUAUACCAAAAUAAAGAUAUUGCUUAAGCUAG